UGUGGUUACUUAAAAGAUGAUAAUUCUGAUUUACAACCAUUAUAUUUAGACUUACAACUAUUUACGGAGACCAACACUAUGCCUGAGUAUUCUUAUCUACAUGACUUAUUAAUAACAAACAAUAAAAAACUCUUCCGACUUUCUGACGUGAUUGUGAGGUACUUCAACGUCAACAGUGUUCAGCUGAGGCUAUCAUCAUCCAUCUUGAUGAAUAUCAACUUUAUAUUAAUGAUGUUCAGCAAUACCAAAAACUAUCAUGGAUAGAUUCUCGCGAUUUCUUUAAAGCAAUGUUAAGGGAGAUUGGUAGUGUCAUGCGUUGUAAUUUUAUAAAAAAUGAGUAUAAUGGAAAAUAUUUUAUCAUCCCAAUCUGUACGGGAACUUCUGCUAUAGACGUUCAUUUUUUACCCACAGAGCAUACUCAAGAAAUGUUGGAGCUCAGGCCUUUGAAUUAUGACUCAGCAAAGUCAAUGUUCCUUGACAAAUAUGAUUAUUCAAAGCAAACAACUGAUAAAGGAAGAGAUCUAGUGGUGCAAGGCAUCACUCUUUGAGUCCUUGUAAAAAUUUUUUCCAAAGUUCGAAACUCUUAUUUAUUAUGUAUUAAACCUUUUAAAAGCUUACAAUUUUUUUUUUACAAAUGGAAAAGUGACAAAAUUACCUUAUUCUUGCUAAUUCUUAUUAAAUUAUUUUAAUGAAAGUGAUAUUAUUAGCUUGGGGCCUUGGGUUAUUAGUAUCAUUAAAAGUAACAUUAAGGUAUAAAAAAUGAAACUAGUUAGUAAUUAAUAAAUCGCGUAAUUGAAUUACACACUGGCAUUAUAGAGUGAGGAUAAGAAUCAUAAAAUGGAACCGUAAUUGUAAUAAGGUAAAGCUCCUAAACCUGUUUCUAUUGAUAUUACUGUUCCCUCUUCACUUCUCCCCUCCUAUAUAUCAAAUUAUUAAGUUC
Molecule: messenger RNA, 940 nt
Organism: Rhizophagus irregularis DAOM 181602=DAOM 197198
Lineage: Eukaryota; Fungi; Glomeromycota; Glomeromycetes; Glomerales; Glomeraceae
Source: RefSeq, a predicted model, not a curated record